AUGAAAGCCGCACGUGCUGUGCGCAUGCCGCGUGUUCAGGGCACUGCUCCCCGGAAUGGUAUGCGACUUGUGAGCGGUACUAGCAACACCAAGUCCUCCGCCGCCGCCACCACUUUGCUGGAUCCUCUGUCACCAUCAUCCACCUCUUCACCACCCCGUAAGGCGCUCAAGGCGCCUCUUGCAAAGCUUCCGCUUUCCUCAGUCCUGCGGUCUCUCCUGAUCCUCUCGGUGUCGUCCUCAUCGCUGCUUCUCAAGCCAUGCAUCUUUGCUCUGUCUCAACUCGCACAUCCUCGGUCAGCGCUACUGGAUGUUUCCAAGAACCCGUUGCUGAACCUGCUCGUCAAGCACACCAUCUACAAGCAGUUCAACGCUGGCGAGAAUAAGGCUGAGGUGCAGCGGGCCAUUCACAACAUCAAGUCCCUCGGCUGCCGCGGCGUCCUUCUGGGGUAUGCCCGUGAGGUUCUCGUGGGUGAGAACCAGCAGGUCACUCGGGACGAGAAGGCCGCUCUUGCCGAGAUCCAGACAUGGUUGGACGGCACUCUGCGGACCGUCGACAUGGCGCAGGAGGGGGACUUUGUGGCUUUGAAGUUUACUGGAAUGGGCAACGAUGCCUUGAGUCUGUUGCAGAAACAGGCCGACCCUACCCAGUUCAUGGACGACUCGAUCCGAAAGGUCUGUGACUUGGCCAUCUCCCGCCGUGUGCGCCUGCUCGUCGACGCGGAGGAGCAAGCUGUGCAACAUGGUAUUGAGGCCUGGAUCAUGAAGUACCAGAAGUACUGCAACUCCCAGACCCCCGGCCGCGCUAUCUUCUAUGGUACUUACCAGGCUUACCUUCGCUCCACGGGUGAGACUUUGGCUCGUCACCUGGAAAUCGCCCGUCGUGAGGGAUACACACUCGGUGUGAAGCUUGUCCGAGGUGCCUACAUGAAGACCGAACCCCGCCACUUGAUCUGGGCCGAGAAGGAAGAGACCGAUCGCUGCUACGACGAAGUCGUUGAGGCUCUUCUGACCCGCAAGUACAACUCUAUGCUGAAACGCCCCUCCCCGGAAACCCCCGCCGAACUCCCUCCUGUCAACCUGAUUAUCGCCACUCACAACCGUGAGUCCGUUCGCAAGGCCCACGCUAUCCGUGUCCGCCAGGCGGCCCACGGCGAGGACUAUGGUGUCGAUCUUAGCUACGCUCAGCUGCAGGGUAUGGCCGACGAGGUCAGCCUGGAGCUUCUUGAAGGUUUCGAGGAUGCCGAGGCCGAGGUGGGCAUGAGCCCAGUUGCUGCCCCCAAUGUCUUCAAGCUUUUGACCUGGGGCUCUGUGCAAGAGUGCAUGGGCUUCCUCUUGCGCCGUGCCGUGGAGAACACCGAGGCGGUUGGCCGUACCAAGGACUCUCAGAUUGCUAUGAUCAACGAGUUGAAGCGCCGCUGCCGCAACGUUUUCGGAGGGAGCAACUAA
Messenger RNA from Penicillium oxalicum, 1446 nucleotides. Its product is annotated as proline dehydrogenase family protein. The transcript has a single exon. Gene Ontology annotation, cellular component: mitochondrion. Lineage: Eukaryota; Fungi; Ascomycota; Eurotiomycetes; Eurotiales; Aspergillaceae. Bases 1 to 1446 code for a protein of 481 amino acids. Gene Ontology annotation, molecular function: proline dehydrogenase activity; FAD binding. The record is from RefSeq and is a predicted model, not a curated record.